AUGUGGACAGAAGAAUGUGAGGAGGCUUUGCAGUCAUUGAAGGAAUACCUUUCCCACGCCCCACUCCUCGUCAAACCAUUACUCGACGAAGACCUGUAUCUUUACCUUGUCACCUCGGACCACGCCACUAGUUCCGUGCUCGUUCGGAAAGGGAUAGAACAUCAACCGAUCUUUUACUUGAGCAAGACGAUGACGGAUUCUCAGACGAGGUAUCUGCCUAUGGAAAAGUUAGCAUUAGCUCUUGUUUCAACGAAAACAAGUCUCUUGCCUUACUUUCAAUGCCAUAGGAUUGUGGUCCUCACUGAAUUUCCUCUCAAAGCUGCAUUGGCCGACUUCUUUGUCGAACUUACUCCUGGGUUGCGAGAUGAAGCCAACGCUCUGGCCACAGCCGUGGAAGAAGCUCGGAUUGCCGAAGAAGAAGCUUUUAUAGAAUGGAGGGCUGGGAUCGUCCUCGUUUCACCGAGCGGAACCAUUCAUGAGAGUGUGGUCUCUAUAGGGUACCCGGCAACGAACAACGAAACAGAGUACGAAGCUCUUAUAGCUGGGCUACAACUUGCUCUUCGGCUCGAUGCGGAUUCGAUUCACGUCUUUUGUGACUCUCAGUUGAUUAUGGGUCAUUUGAAUGACGAUUAUCAAGUCAAGGACGAGCGUAUGAACGCCUAUGUUAGUCACGUCUUAGCGCUUUUUCAGCAGUUCGGCCGAGUUAAGGUGGAAUGGAUCGCUCGGGAACAUAAUACUCAUGCUGACGCCCUAGCAGGUCUUGCUUCGGUUUACAAGACCUUAGGCAGUCGCACCAUUGUGUUUGAUGAAGUCGAAUCUCCCAGCUUUGAGCCAUCGGUUUGCCCGGUCAUGACAAUCACCCUUGGUCCGAGUCAAAUGGAUCCAAUAAUUGCUUACCUACAAAAUCAGGUACUCCCACCGAACAGAACAGAAACGCACAAAAUCCGAUGUCGAGCAGCCAACUACUUCUUGGACCCGAAGGGAAACCUCUAUCGAAGAACUUUCACAGACCCCGACUUACGAGUUGUUCAUGAAGAUCAAGUAGAGGGUGUUUUGGACGAGCUUCACUCGGGCAUUGUGGAGCACAUUCUGGUGGGCGAACUAUGGCCCAACGAGUGCUAA
Molecule: messenger RNA, 1122 nt
Organism: Rhododendron vialii
Lineage: Eukaryota; Viridiplantae; Streptophyta; Magnoliopsida; Ericales; Ericaceae
Exons: 3
Coding region: 1-1122 (373 amino acids)
Molecular function (GO): nucleic acid binding; RNA-DNA hybrid ribonuclease activity
Source: RefSeq, a predicted model, not a curated record